AAUGCUUUGACAGCCACAAGUUCGGGAAACAGCGUGUUUUGGCCGAUACAUCCAAAAUGUCUCCGAUUAAGGACUUAUGUCUGGCUUGUGAAGCUCUCAACGAAGAGGAGACUUUCUCUGAAGGAGACACUAUCACAGGCACAGUCACUUUUACUUUGGCGAAAGAAACCAAAGUUAAAAGUGUGGUGGUGAAAGCCAAAGGGGACGCGCACGUCAGCUGGUCGGAAGGCAGCGGAGACGACCAGAGGACCUACACUGCGCACAAGAGAUACUUUAAACUUAAAGAGCACUUAGUCGCAGAAAAUUCCAAAGGCACUGUUCUUCCCCAAGGGGUCCAUUGCUUUAAGUUCAGGUUUAACAUUCCACAGGGGAAUAUGCCAUCAUCCUUCAAGGGGUUUCAUGGAAGGAUUGUCUACAUGCUUGAAGCCAAGGUGCCCAGGGGCUGGCUGAGGUGUUCUCAAGUACAAAAAGAGCUCAAUUUCGUUUCAAAGUCCUCUUUACCCCUUGGCCAAGUAAUGUGUCCCCAAUCUGGUUCCAUGGUUAAAGAAAUUGGGGUUUUCUCCAAAGGACAGGUCCAAAUCUCUGCUACCGUCAACACGAAGGUUUGCUCUCCAGGGGACACUUUAUCGGUUGUUGCCAAGAUUAGCAACUCCUCUUCCAAAAAAGUGAAGCCCAAAUUCCGUUUAGAGCAGAAAACGGUGUACCACGCCAGUGGCUCCACCAAUUCUACUGCCAAAACUCUGUGCAAAAUAGUCGGCGAGACUAUCGCACUGAACUCAGAGGAAACUGUCUCCUGCCAAUUGACGAUUCCUGCCGAUGCCAUUCCCACACUCCAGCAUUGUGAAAUCAUCUCAGUUGACCAUUAUCUCAAGGUGUAUUUGGAUAUCAGCUUUGCGAUUGACCCAGAAGUGGUCUUUCCACUGGUCAUAGUUCCUUCUAGCUUUGCCCGGAGUAUCAGCGACUUCCCUCCCCCUUCGGUGUCUAUGGGUCCCUAUCCAGCUGGGGCUAUUGGGGCCCCAAGUUACAGCGACUUCCCUCCCCCUGCGGUGUCUAUGGGUCCCUCUCCAGUUGGGGCCAUUGGGGCCCCAAGUUACAGCAACUUCCCUCCCCCUGCUUUCCCUAUUGGUCCUUAUCCUGUACCUGCAGGAUCAGGUGCUUAUGGGUACCCAGCACCAGCUCCCACUCAAAGUGGUACCAUAAGUGGCUGUGAUAAUCCGUGGCCACAACAGGCCCCUCCAUUUGGUUUCUCAACUGCAGCUUCAUCUUUAAUGCAGCAACAAGCCCCUACUGCUCCACCUCUAGGAGGAGAAGAUCCUCCCUCUUAUAUGUCCCUUUUUUACCCUUCUCAAGACCCUCUCGGUAGGACGGGGUCAGAGCACAAAAGCUAAGCUUUAAAAAGAACACAAAUCUCCCUCCAGACUGUUUAGAAUUGGUCUGAAAGACAUACCAAAUUGUUGGACAUGUAAGACAGAGGACGGCCAACGACUUCAUGCCCUAUUGUUCUGUGAUAAGGUCCAGGAAUUUUAGACCGGAACACAUGAUAACCUAUGUUGGAUUGCAGGGAGUUCCAAUCAGCAGUCAGUGGUAUUUUUUGUAUUUUUAUGUUUUGUAAAUUAAUAAAAAAUUGUUAAUCACAAAAAAAAAAAAAUAAUAAUCUUGACUUGAGGAGCACAGGCCUGUUGCACAAAAGUGGAAUGAAAAUAUCCAGGAUAACUGAAAAAGUGCAGCUUGACUUAGUGUGAUCCGCGACUUAAUCGGUUGCACGUUUGCCGAGCCAAGAUGAGAAGGCAAACAACUGACAGCACUACAAAAAAAA
Etheostoma spectabile (orangethroat darter) is the source of this 1816-nucleotide messenger RNA. Its product is annotated as arrestin domain-containing protein 3. The record is from RefSeq and is a predicted model, not a curated record. Lineage: Eukaryota; Metazoa; Chordata; Actinopteri; Perciformes; Percidae. Gene Ontology annotation, cellular component: plasma membrane; cytoplasm. The transcript is spliced from 7 exons. The coding region runs from base 57 to 1388 and encodes 443 amino acids. Gene Ontology annotation, biological process: protein transport.